Molecule: messenger RNA, 17013 nt
Organism: Podarcis lilfordi (Lilford's wall lizard)
Lineage: Eukaryota; Metazoa; Chordata; Lepidosauria; Squamata; Lacertidae
Source: the annotation of a GenBank genome assembly
CGGUGACGUCACCCCGGGGGGGUCCAUUAAGAAAAAAAAAAGUGUUGCGUGGGAGGCGGAGGGGGGGGGGCAGAGAAAGGGAAGGAAAGUUUUCUGCGGGACGGAAGGAAGUUUGCAAGGAAGUUUGCAAGGAAGCCUCGGCCCGGGAGGGGAUCGAGCUGGGGCGCAAGGAAGAUCGACCCCACAAGCUGCCAGAUCCUGGGAUCAGGUGAGCCCCCUGGGGGGGGGAGGCUGCAGGAGACCCCCCCCCGCCACCCCACCCAUUGCAUUCAAGCCUGAUGCAGUUUUUAGGGUGGGGAAAUCGGCCCCCUAUUUCUGAGCUGGGCGCGUCCCUUGCCCUCUUCCCCUUUCCUCCUUUUUCCUCCCCAUAUAUUCUCUAGGGUGAAAGUUGGCUGGCCCCCCAGGACCCCCUCUCCCUCCACCCCCACCCCCCUGUGCAUGGGGGGCUAAUAGGGGGCUCCCCGCUCCCACUUUGGGGGCGAUAGAGAUGGAGGGGGAGAGCUCGGACGCCUGGGUUCCUCCUUGCUGCAACCCAGAGUUGUGGGGCGGCGGCAGCCUUGGGGAUCUUGGGUGGGUCGGAGGGUUUGGGGGCCCGGACGCCUGGGUUCUUGCAAGGAGAGGGGUGCACUAGUAGGCCUCGUCCUGAGCUGGGGGGGCGGCGGCUCGGAACAACCCCUUGAGCGCAGGGCAUGUGCAAAGUGCCUUAAAAAUCUGGCCUAUGGGGCCCGACCCAUAACUGCCACCAAGAGGGUCUGGGUGUGGCUUUGGAGCAGACCCUGACAUGAUUUUAAGGGGGGGACUGAGAAGCAGGGCGAUUUGGGGAAGGGGUGGGGGAAUGUCAGAUCUGGCUUUGACCAAGAAAAGGGGGUUCGUUCCUAUGACCCCCCUUAAAAAUCUGCUAGCCCACUCUGUGGCGUGGCUUGAGGGUGCUGCUGGAACCCCACAUUUGUGCAAUUUCAGCAGGUGUUUCCCUUCCAUACACCCCCCCAAAAAAUCUCCUUGCUGAAGUCCUUUUUGGACGGCAUUUGCAGAAGGAAUAAUGAUAACAAUUUUAUUAUUUAUAUCCCACCUUGGUUGCUCCAGAAACUCCUCAUCUAAACUUCCCCAGCGAAAUAGGAUUUUUUCCUUUUUGGAUGGCGUUUGCAGAAGGAAUGGUGAUCACAAUUUUAUUAUUUAUAUCCCACCUUGGUUGCUCCAGAAACUCCUCAUCUAAACUUCCCCAGUGAAAUAGGAUUUAUAUUUUAUUUUUUUACUGAAACCUAGAAGUCAUCCUCCCGAUCUGGACCUCCUUUGAUGAUUCUCCUUAUUGCAUCCGCAGGCCAUCUUUUUUCAUAGGAGAAGGCGUUUCCCCCCUUCUCCUCCUUCCAUCCUCACAACAGCCUUGCGAGGGAGGCAAGGGCCAGGCUGAGAGGCAGGGACCGGCCCCCGAGGCCACACACACAAUAAUAAUAAUAAUAAUAAUAAUAAUUUUUAUUUAUACCUCGCCCUCCCCAGCCAAGGCCGGGCUCAGGGCGGCUAACAACCAAUAAUAAAAACAAGUUGAAUGAAUACAACUUAAAAAAACAAGAUUAAAAUACAACUUUAAAACAUUAAAAUGCAGCCUCACAGGAGGAGAAAGGAAAAAAGAAAGAGGGGGAGCGAGAUUCAUUUGUCUGGCACUCCCAACUAUGGCACCACCAACUUUUCGCAGUUGGCCUCGGGUUUUGUUCAUGCUUAAGAAGGUGUGGAUUUUCUGAACAUCUGAGGGUGAAUCCACCUUUCCCAACCAGGUGCCCUCCAGGCAGCCUCGGAUGGGUCUGAACCACCUGGAGGACACCAUUUUGGGGAAGGCUACCGUAUUUUUCGCUCCAUAAGACGCACCUUUCCCCUCCUAAAAAGUAAGGGGAAAUGUGUGUGCGUCUUACGGGGUGAAUGCAGGGGGGAGGCAGGCGGGAAAAGCCCCCAAAAGCCCCACACAAUCUCCGUGUGGCUCUUAUGGGCUUUUCCCCAGGAGGGAGAAGGGACUGAUGCGCCCAGUCAGUCCCUUCUCCCUCCUCGUAGAAAAGCCCUUAAAGAGUGCGCGGCUCCUGUGGGCUUUUGCGGGAGGUGGGGGUAUUGCCAUAGCCGCACGCAGCCUCUCCCGGCUGGAGAGGUUGUGCGCGGCUAUGGCAGAAGCCAAGGGACGCGGGUGGCGCUGUGGGUUAAACCACAGAGCCUAGGACUUGCCGAUCAGAAGGUCUGCGGUUCGAAUCCCCGCGACGGGGAACCUAGCAGUUCGAAAGCACGCCAAAGUGCAAGUAGAUAAAUAGGUACCGCUCCGGCGGGAAGGUAAACGGCGUUUCCGUGCGCUGCUCUGGUUCGCCAGAAGCGGCUUAGUCAUGCUGGCCACAUGACCCGGAAGCUGCAUGCGGGCUCCCUCGGCCAAUAAAGCGAGAUGAGCGCCGCAACCCCAGAGUCGGCCACGACUGGACCUAAUGGUCAGGGGUCCCUUUACCUUUUACCUUAUGGCAGAAGCCAAGACAGCGAGCGGGAUGCAUCCCUCUCGCUGUCUUGGCUUCUUUGCUCUUUGGGGCUGGGGGGGGCGGGCUUCCCCGGCAGCGCAAAGAAGCUCACGGAGCAGCGGGAAGGCUGCGUGCCUUUCCGCUGCUCCCCGACCUGCUCCUUGGGGCUGGCGGUGGGCUUCCCCCCGCCAGCCCCAAAGAGCAGGUCGAAAGGAACCCGAAGCCUCCGGAGCGCAGCGGAAACUCCCUCCACGCUCCUGAGGCUUCGGGUUGCCUUCACUGAAGCCUGGAGAGCGACAGGGGUCAGUGCGCGCCGAGGCCUGAAGGCGACUGAACCAUGGCUGUCAACUUACAGAUUUGAAAAUAAGGAACUAGCAGCCUCGAAAAUAAGGGAUCAGCAGCCAAAAUAAGGGAUUUUAGUCAACCAGCAGCCAAACGAAGCCUCAAGCGGUGGUUCCCACAGCGCAGCAACCCGGCAAAGGGAAUGCAGCAAGGAAAACCACCGUCCCCUCUCCGCUGGGAAGCGCUGAGCAAAGGCGAGUCCCCAGGCAAUGCGGCCGAUUUGAUUGGCACAAGGCCUGCAAGCUCCACCCCCCCAGUCGUUCUUAGACUCCUUAUUGGGUGAGCAACGCAGCCAAGCAACCCAGUUGGAGCCUCCCUCCUCCCUGGCCAGCAGGGAGGGAGGGAGAGGAGCUGCUUCCUUUGAAACCCGGGAAAUUUAAGGGACAUCAUCAAUAAGGGACAGCAGCGGGACAAGGCGCUGGGAUAAGGGACUUUCCCGCCAAAUAAGGGACGGUUGACAGCUAUGGACUGAACACACCUUGAACGGCACCUUGUUUUAGAGGGGGAGAACAAGAAAAAAAUAAUUCUCCCCCUCUCUGCGCAGUGCCUCCUGCCGCUUCGCUGAAGGGGCACUGGGCAGAGAGGGGGAGAUUUUUUUUUUCUUGUUCUCCCCCUCUAAAACAAGGUGCGUCCUAUAGAGCGAAAAAUACGGUAGUCAGUUUCCUAGCUUCAAGGUGCAUCUGUAGUGACUAAACUAAAAUCCCCAAAACUGGUCAAUGAUGCUGAUGAGGGGUGCAUAUAUGACCCACUCGCUACUCUGAAAUGAGUGUUGAAAUUCCGCCUCGCAGGUUGUUGUAGAGAAUUGGUGAGGAAGACCACGAGUUCCACACAGUGCUUUUUUCCUGGGUGGUAGCCACACCCCUAAACAUGUUGCGAAUCUUUGUACUUUUGUCCAUGUGCUUUAUUUCCCCCGGUUUGAACUAUAAAAUGGUGGUUUUCUUGAGUCAAAAUGAGAGUACCCCUAUAUCUUUUUUUAGAAAGAAAGAAAAAGCACUGGCCCCACCUUGGAGAAAAAGGUGGGAUAGGUAAAAGGUAAACGGACCCCUGACCAGUAGGUCCAGUCGUGGCCAACUCUGGGGUUGCGGCGCUCAUCUCGCUUUAUUGGCCGGUUCGAAUCCACGCGACGGGGUGAGCUCCCGUUGCUCGGUCCCUGCUCCUGCCAACCUAGCAGUUCGAAAGCACGUCAAAGUGCAAGUAGAUAAAUAGGUACCGCUCUGGCGGGACGGUAAAUGGCGUUUCCAUGCGCUGCUCUGGUUCGCCAGAAGCGGCUUAGUCCUGCUGGCCACAUGACCCGGAAGCUGUAUGCCAGCUCCCUCAGCCAAUAAAGUGAGAUGAGCGCCGCAACCCCAGAGUCGGUCACGACUGGACCUAAUGGUCAGGGGUCCCUUUACCUUUACCUUACCACUGUAUUUAAAACUAAAUUUAAAAAACGAGAAAAGAAAAAGCUCUCUGCGGCAACUUCCAAAACCCAGAUUUCUUGCUCUUUUAAAAAUAAAAUACAAAAUUAUCUCUCUUCGUUCAUUCCUAGCCCCCCACGUGAUGUCUGGCCCCACCUGGCUUCCCCCAAAACAGGUGGGGGUCCCGGGACAGGCUGGGGUCACAGUUUCUGGUCCGGCCGCCUUCAAGCCCCAGAAGAGUUUUGCUUCUUCGCCUGCUGCCCCCCAACCCACCUAUGGGUCUCAGGAGGCCAACGGGACGAUGAGCGUGCCAACGCAGUACCUACCCCCCGUACCAGGUAAGGUGGCGGCGGAGAACGCCAAGGAAUUCUUUGCAUGGCUGCGGGUUGGGAUGGAUGACCUUUGGGGUGUCCCUAACAACAAUUCCAGGAUUACCAUAUUUAAAUCUUAGAAUAGCUUUGGGAGUGGGUAUAGGCUGUAGGGUUAGAAGUAGAAGUUAGUGCAUUUUAAAAUAGUAUUAUUUGUAAGUGAUAAAAUGCGAAGAUUUUAAUGGUUGAAGUAAGUGGGAUUUUUUUUAAAAAAUGGUUAGAAAUUAUGAUAUAUGUAAUCUGCUAAAGAUGAGGUAAAAUGAAAAUCAGAUGGGGGGACUUGGGGAAGCCCACCUAAAAAUGUUUAGAAAAAAUCUGCUUCAAGCAGAUCCUAACUGGCCGGAGGCUGGAAAAAUUCUUAUUCCUACUGAAUCUUCGGAACUCUCUGCCUCUUGAUAACAAGCAGUUGCCUCCGUUGUUUUCCUUCUGGCACCUGCUAAAAAAACACGUUCGGGGAAGCCGACCCAAACGCUUGUGAAUCUUCAACUUUCUGGGCCUUUUUUUGCAUGUUUUUAAACCGUCGUUGCAAAUUGCAAAUCUUUUCCUAAACCUCUUUGAGGCGUUCCUUCUCUAAUGCAGGCGAGGGGCAUGUAAAGUUUUAUUUAAUAGGUGAAAAAUAAUAUUUUGUGUAAUAAUAAAAUCGUGUAUUUUCCGAAACCUCUUUUAGGCGUUGCUUCUCUUAUGCGGUCAAGGGGUGCGUAAGUUUUAUUUAAUAGAUGAAAAAUAAUAAUUUGUGUAUUUGUAUGAUAAUAAAUUGUGUAUUUUCUGAAACCUCUUUGAGGUGUUUUCUUCUCUUAUGUAGUCAAGGGGUGUGUAAGGUAAAGGUAAAGGGACCCCUGACCAUUAGGUCCAGUCGUGACCGACUCUGGGGUUGCGGCGCUCAUCUCGCUUUACUGGCCGAGGGAGCCGGCGUCCAGCUUCUGGGUCAUGUGGCCAGCAGGACUAAGCCGCUUCUGGCGAACCAGAGCAGCGCACGGAAACGCCGUUUACCUUCCCGCCGGAGCGGUGCCUAUUUAUCUACUUGCACUUUGACGUGCUUUCAAACUGCUAGGUUGGCAGGAGCAGGGACCGAACAAUGGGAGCUCACCCCGUCGCAGGGAUUUGAACCGCCGAACUUCUGAUCAGCCAGUCCUAGGCUGUCUGGUUUAGACCACAGCGUCACCCGCAUCCCAAGGGGUGUGUAAGUUUUAUUUAAUAGGUGGAAAAUAAUAAACCUCCCUCUUGGUUUCUUCCCUCCGCCCGCCUCCCCGCUCCCAAAAUCUUUUUUCUCCAGGCCCUCCGCCCCAUGUUCACGACCCCACCGGUGAACAUCAUUAUUCUUCCGCAGGCGAGAGAGGAUCUGGGGGUUCCUGGGGCAGCGCCUCUCCUCCUGGGUACCCCUUGCAGGUAAGCUGGGCUUGCAGGUGGGUUUGCGCGGUAACAGCAGGUUUUGGGAUUCGCAAAUUCCCCAAACCCCAUUGCACUAGGAUCAGAUUUCUCGUGAGAUCUGAGGACCAGCCUGACAGUCAUUGUUAUAAUUUCUUUGGUGCUUGGCUCUAGAUCAGGGGUCCCCAAACUAAGGGCCGCGGGCCGGAUAAGGCCCUAGGGACUUGUUUAUCCGGCCCGCUGCGACGCCCGCUGCCGCCGCCCGCUCUUACCGGCGCUGCGCUGCGCGUCUGCCCACUUCCGGGUCAGAGGAGCACCGGAAAUAGCUUGCGCGCAUGCACAAGUGUUAUUUGCGCAUGGGCAAGUGUCAGUCAGUCAAUCACUAGCUGAACUGGGUUCCACACAGUCACAAAAAACCCCAAAUUAAUCGAAAAAGCCUCAAAAACACAAAAUAAAUAGCAAAAGCAAUAGCGCCAAACUUAAUCCGUUCCGGAAGUCUGUUUGACUUCUGAAAUGUUUGAAAACCAAGGCGCAGCUUCUGAUUGGUGCAGGCGUCCUGGAAACAAUAGCUGACAGCCGCAUUGGACGUUCGGCUUCCGAAAAAUGUUCAAAAACCAGAACACUUACUUCAGUGUUUUCAGUGUUUGAGAACCACCAAGGCGUUUGAGAACCAAGGUACCACUGUACCGCAAAGAGGCCAGCACGCCUGAGUCCCUUGACCGAUUUUUGUGCGCCAGGCAGAAAUCCACACGGUGCAGCUCUGGCACAGAGGAUGCACUCUGUUAAAGCUCUUAUUUCGCCUGCUCCCUUACAUCCCAUCUCGGUCCCUGCCAUCAUCUGCAGGGAGGGUUGUCGGUCAUCCUCUGAGUUGGCGAGGCUCAUUUGACAACAACGAUAACCCAAGCCCUUUGUGUCAUUGUGUCCUGUGGGACUCUCUGCCACUGGAGAUUCAGUGGGCGCCUUCUUUUAAACGCCGGCUGAAAACGCUUCUAUUCCUCCAGGCCUGUGCAGGCGUUUAGGAACACGUCCUCCCGCAAGGCUUAACUGAUGUGUGUUUUAAACCCAUAAUACUACUACUACUACUAAUAAUAAUAAUUUAUUAUUUAUACCCCGCCAUCUGGGUGGGUUUCCCCAGCCACUCUGGGCGGCUGGGGUUUUUAUUUUAUGGUUUUUAUCGCAUGGCUUUAUUCUUUUAUUGCCACUAGCUGCUUUGAAGUAUAUAUCAUUAGGAUGUGGCAGUACAUAAACAGUUUUAUAGAUAAAUAAAUGCCCCACGACAACGGAGUCUGUUUAACCCAUAUUCCCCAGCCCUGCUGUCAGGUGAGCGGCAGGUAAAGGUGUGUCAGCCGUCGCUGUGGAAUCUGCUUGCGGAGUGCACAGAAACUGUGCAGGAAUAAUAGCUGUAUAUCUAUACAAAAAAACCCCAAGCACUUUACAUAAAACGCAAGUAAGAUAAUUGGGGGGAAAGGAACCCAAAACAACGAAGGAACACGUUGGCGAGAAACUAGAGAAACUACUAAUGAAACGUUCAGUUAAAUAUCAAUAAAUAGCAAAACCAAGCAGUGUGAUCAAUCUAACAAGUCUGGCAAGGGCUGCUUUUAAAUAGAUGGGUGUUUUAAUUUCAUUUCAAUUUGUAUAUUGCCUUUCUAUAUUACUCUACGCAAAGUGGUUUGCAAGCUGUAGAAACAGCAAAAUAGACAGCAAAAAUCACACACAUAAUGUGUGAUAAAGAUCACACACCCCAUACAAAAAAGUCACAAUAACGUUAAUAAUAUUAUUAUUAAUAAUAAUUUAUUAUUUAUACCCUGCCCAUCUGGCUGGGUUCCCCCAGCCACUCUGUGUGGCUCCCAACAGAAUAUUAAAAACACGAUAAAACAUCAAACAUUCAAAACUUCCCUAAACAGGGCUGCCUUCAGAAGUCAUCUAAAAGUCGGAUAGUUGUUUAAAAUAAACAACGGAUAUCAAAUAUUCAACAAUCCACUAGAAUAUAACAGUAAACCUUAAAGUGAAAUAUCAGCAAAUAAUAGUUAAACAGUUUACACUCAUCCAUUACAAUAAAAAUUACUAAGCUACAAUCAGUAAAAAUAAGUCGCGGUGCAUAAAAUACCACAAAACAUACAAAACCGGGUAAAGGAUCAAACUGAGAAACAAGGACACACGACUUAUAAAAUUACCCUAUUUUUCCACCCCCACGUAUAAGACGACCCCUAUUUUUUGAGCCCCAAAUUAAGAAAUAAAGAAUUGCAGCAUUCCGUGUAUAAGACGACCCCGCAAUUUUAAACUUUAAAAAAUUGCGGGAAAAUAUAGUCUUAUAAGCGGAAAAAUACAGUAUUAUUUUUUUUUUACUUGGCCGCCGUUUCUGCCUCACAGAAAGGGAGAAAGGUGUUUAACCCCUGGCUACCCUCAGGUGAGAGUCCAGCAUACGUUCACCAUCCUUGGUUUAAAAGAUUCUUGGUUGGGUCGGGACGAUAUAGGAUGGGGGGGGGGGGGCAAAUCCCAUCCAUAGCUGUCAGCCGUCCCUUAUUUGGCGGGACAGUCCCUUAUCCCAGCGCCGUGUCCCGCUGCUGUCCCUUACUGAUGAUGUCCCUUAAAUUUCCCGGGUUUCAAAGGAAGCAGCUCCUCUCCCUCCCUCCCUCCUGCCGGCCAGGGAGGAGGGAGGCUCCAGCUGUGUUGCUUGGCUGCGUUGCUCACCCAAUAAGGAGUCUGAGAACGACUGGGGGGUGGAGCUUGCAUGCCUUGUGCCAAUCAAAUCGGCCGCCUUGCCUGGGGACUCGCCUUUGCUCAGCGCUUCCCAGCGGAGAGGGGACGGUGGUUUUCCUUGCUGCAUCCCCUUUGCUGGGUUGCUGCGCUGUGGGAACCACCGCUUGAGGCUUCGUUUGGCUGCUGGCUGGGCUUUCUGCCUUUGGCUCAGAAGCUGAACAUACCUGUGCCCGGAAAAUCGCUUAUUUUGGCUGCUUAUCCCAUAUUUUCGAGGCUGCUGGUCCCUUAUUUUCAAAUCUGUAAGUUGACAGCUAUGCUCCCAUCUCUUGCGGGGGCGCAAUUAGUGCCAGCGCCAUCCAUUAAGAGUUUGGGUGUAAUCUUUGAUGCCUCCCUUUCCAUGUAGGCGCAGCUUGCAGCUAUAACAAAGGUGGCAUUUUUCCAUCUCCGCCAUAUUAAGCAGUUGGCUCCUUACCUUUCUCACCCUGACCUAGCCACUGUGAUCCACGCGACGGUCACCUCCAGACUGGAUUAUUGUAACUCGCUCUAUGUGGGGCUGCCCUUGAGACUGACCCAGAAACUCCAUCAGGUGCAGAAUGCCGCGGCGUGACUGCUUACGGGGUCCUCGCUGCGAGAUCACAUUCACCCGGUGCUAUACCACCUGCACUGGCUCCCGGUGGAGUACAGGGUCAGGUUUAAGGUCCUGGUUUUAACCUUUAAAGCCCUAUACGGCCUAGGACCCUCGUACCUACAGGACUGCCUCUACUGGUAUGCCCCACGGAGGACGUUAAGGUCCACAAAUGACAACACCUUGGAGGUCGCAGGUCGCAAGGUGGUUAGAUUGGUCUCAGCUAGGACCAGGGCCUUUUCAGUACUGGCCCCGACUUGGUGGAACGCUCUGUCCCAAGAGACUAGGGCCCUGCGGGACUUGACAUCUUUCCGCAGGGCCUGCAACACGAAGCUCUUCCACCUGGCCUUUGGCCAAGGCACAGUCUGACCCCCUCUCUCCUUCUGUAAUCCUCAUAAUCUAACCCAAUGGUUGCCAUGAAUUUGAUUCUGAAUUGAUUCUAUAAUGAAUUGAUUUUAGAAUGUGAUUUUAUGUAAACUAUGUUACUUUUACUGUUGUUAGCCGCUCUGAGCCCGGCUUCCGCUGGGGAGGGCGGGAUAUAAAUAAAAUACUAUUACUAUUAUUAUUAUAUAAAUAAAAUACUAUUACUAUUAUUAUUAUUAUUAUAUAAAUAAAAUACUAUUACUAUUAUUAUUAUUAUUAAACCGACAGUAGGUGGGAUUUUUGGGGGGGGGGUUAGGGGGGGUCUCCCAGGCUUCAGAAUGGUAUGUCUCACCGCCCAUGGGCUGAUCGGCGCCAAGAGACCACCCUACCUCUGAAGCCCCGGAUUUUUCCAGAAGAGGCGGCCCACCCACCUCUUACCCACCCUUCUCUUUCUGCCAACAGGGGACGCCUCUUGAGCAAGGUCCUCCCCGCCCCUCCAGCAUCGACGUCCAGAUAGACUCCCUCACCAGCAUGCUGGCCGAUUUGGAGAGCGCCCGGCAGCGCCGUGGAGAGAGGCAGGUGAGAGACCCCGGCCGGGAAUUGGGGGGGGGGGGUGGUCAGAGGCGAUACCUACCCCCUGUGCCUACCCACCCUCCUAGAAUUGUAGGGUUGGCAGGGAACCACGAGGGUCAUCCAGUCCAGCCCCCUGCGAGGUGGGAAUCUUUUGCCCAACGUGGGUCUCGAACUCGCAACCCUGAGAUUCAGAGCCGGGUUUACCUGUAGCACGGCUACCGGCGUCGGAAGACUUGUAACAAGUUCAAGGACUUGUCACCACUACCAAUUUCGCCCAAAGUAUUUUUUUUUAAAGCAGAAACCGUGCAGCUGAUAGAGAGCCGGGUUCGGAUCUCGACUCCGCCAUGGAAUUUGACAGGACCUCAUAAGGCUGUCGUUGUCGAGAUUCAGGGGCAUGAGGGUAAAAAAUAUAAUAGAGGCAGCGGGUGUCUCGGCGGGCCAGUGGGGCAUAUGCGGCCAUGGCGAGCGACUUCUAUCUGUGUUAUUACGUUGGGCACAAGGGGAAGUUCGGCCUCGAGUUCGAGUGGCGCCCUGACGGGAAACUGAGAUAUGCAAACAACAGCAAUUAUAAAAAUGAUGUCAUGAUCAGAAAAGAAGCCUAUGUACACAAAAGUGUGAUGAAAGAGCUAAAGAGGAUAAUCGAUGACAGUGAAAUCACGAAAGAAGGUGAUGCCUUAUGGCCGCCUCCUGACAGAGUUGGCCGAUGGGAGCUUGAAAUUGAAAUUGGUGAUGAACACAUCUCUUUUGCCACAUCAAAAAUUGGUUCUCUUAUUGAUGUAAAUCAGUCCAAGGAUCCAGAAGGUCUAAGCGUGUUUUACUUGUCCAGGACCUCAAGUCUCUCGUCUUCAGUCUCAUUGGAUUAAGAUUAAACCAAUUUAAAUUGUAUGGAUUUAAAUUUGUACUGUAAAGUUUCUUUCAGUGGGGUCAUUUUCCAUUCCUUAUCUCUCACUGGUUUUAUACGUGUCAGAUUUUUUACAGAGUGAAUUUAAUAAAUGCUAAAAAGCAUUUUUUCCCUUAAAAAAAAAUUAGAAGGCAGCGAUACGAUGGAGGUUUCAACACUUAUUUUGCGAUGGCACACCCCUCGCUCGUAUCGUUUGCCAGUUUUGUGCCGGUCCCUGAGCCGUGUCCCUUCUUUCCCCCACAGAAUUUGGAGCCUGCCCCCUUCUCCCACAGCCUCCCUCAGGCUGGCAUCGCCAAGCCCGCCUCUGCCUACAAACCGGGCCCUUCCGGAACCUUCUCCACCCCCGCCAAGCCUCCGGGCUUCGACGCCUACGCCAAGAGCGCCCCUUACGGCGGGCAGCCGGCCCCUGCCCCGUACGUCGGUGCCGCCGUCUCCGGGGACCCAUAUGCCGCCGGCUACCACCGGCCGGGCGCGGCCGCCAAACCGUACCCUCAGCCCAUGCCCGCCUCGUACGCCACGGCUUCCUCGUCCGCCGGCCCGCCCUUCAACGUCCAGGUCAAGGUGGCGCAGCCGGUCGCCGGGUACAACCAGCCCCAGCGCCGGGCAGAGCAGGCGUACGGACCGCCAUCCCCCCGGCUGGGCUACCGGGCGAAACCGCCCCCUCAGUACGCCUCGGAGGUGGGCAGCCGGCCCCGGGGCCACGACGCCGAGCCCUGGUACCCGGAGCCGCCGUCGUACGGCCGUCGGAUGGCCGAAGGGGAGUUCUACCCGGGGCCUGGCAAGGUCGGGGCGCCGGUGGGGCAGUACCACCCCGGGUUGGCGAAACCGGGCAAGGAGGAGAUGGCGGUGGCUUCGCAGAUGCCAGCAGCGGGUGGAGGACUGAGGUUUCAGCACCAGGUAAGAGGAGAGCCCUGGGGGGAGGUGGGCAAGGGGCAUUUGUAUGGGGGGUCCUGCGUUCGAGUCACAAGAGAUUCCGGCAGGUUUUAUUUUGUUUUCCCGUCAAGAGGAGAGAGGGGGUAUUGCAGAGGGCGGGAAUGUUUCUGUGGUCCACGGUUAGAGGAACAAGAAGAUUCCCUUUCAGAACCGCCCUGGGGAACUUCAGAGGAAGGUGGGGCAGGCAAAUUUAAUAAACAAUCAUUAUCUACCUGUCUGUAUCUGAACUGCCCUGGAGGGUCUUUGGAUAAAGGACAGUAUAGAAUAAUAAUAAUAAUAAUAAUAAUAAUAAUAAUAAUAAUCUGUCUAUGACUGAACUGCCAUAGGGUUCUUUGGGUGAAAGGCAGUAUACAGAUUUAAUCAAUAAUUAUUAUCUGUCUAUAUCUGAACUGCCUUGGGGAUCUUUGGAUGGAGGGCAGUAUACAAAUUAAUAACAAAAAUAAUUAAUAUUAAUAAUAAUAAUAAUAAUAAAUGAUCAGUCUGCAUUUGAACAACCCUGGGAUUCUUUGCAUGAAGGGCAGCAUACAAAUGUAAUUAAUAAUGAUUUUUUAUUACUAUUAUUAUCUGUCCAUGUCUGAACUGCCCUGGGUUUCUUUGGGUGAAGGGCAGUAUACAGAUUUAAUCAAUAAUAAUCAUUAUCUAUCUGUCUAUCUUCAUUGGAGGUUCUCCAUCAGAGGCUGGAUAGACCCCCGUUAGCGAUUCUUUACCUGCGAUUCCCGCGUUGCAGGCGGGUUGGGCUGGAUGACCUUUGGGGGACCCCUUCUCACUCUAUGAUUCUGCAGUACUGUAGAGCUGGGAAAGGUUCUGCAAAGGGCAGAGCGAGGAGGAUCAAGCAGAGGGAUCAACUCCCCUGGGAAGAAAGGACUGCAGCGUUUUUUUUUUAGUUUGGACCAAAGGCAUGUAAGGAGAGACACGUUAAGAGGUUUAUAAAAGUGACCGUACCCUGGAGGAAGCGGGAAAGUUCCCUCCUUCUUUCUCGUAGCUCUAGGACUGGUGGGCAACCAGCAAAGCUGGAUGUUGGGAGAGUUGGGGCAGAUAGAAGACAGUCCUUCUUCAUGCUGGGCAUAGUUAGACGGCGGAACUCCCUGCCACAGGAAUGGGCACCAACCUGGAUAGCUUGAAAAGAGGAUUAGGCAGAUUCACGGAGGAGGAGAGGGCUAUGGAUGGCUUGAGAAGGGAGGGGGCUUAUGGUUCUUUCUCUCUGCCCUCCAUCUCGACCCACCAGGUUCCCCCCAGCCGCCCGGAAGAGGAGCUGGACCGGCUGACGAAGAAGCUGGUGUACGACAUGAACAACCCUCCGUCGGGGGAGUAUUUCGGUGAGGUUUUCUUAAGCCUGCGGCCGAGUUUGGCACCCCGAGAGAUGACAGCCGCUCGGUGGCAUGGCUUCAAAACGGGGGUCCGCAGAGGCCGAGAGUGGAGGGGGGCGGUCCAGUCGGCAGCUGUGUCAGUUUUGGCUGCUGGUGGAGCCUCCAUGCUGAGGGGCAGUCUAUCUGCAGACGGGACCUGGGGAACGCUUCCCUUGCCCAAAGUCAGGCUGGGUUGUAGAGAGUUGCUGGCAGGGACAUUUUGGGGGAGCGGGGACCCUGGAAAAGGCCUCCGAACGCCUCCUUCCUCCCUGACAGGCCGCUGCGCCCGCUGCGGGGAGAACGUGGUUGGCGACGGGACGGGCUGCGUGGCCAUGGACCAGGUCUUCCACGUGGAGUGCUUCACCUGCGCCACCUGCCGAUGCCGCCUGCGCGGGCAGCCGUUCUACGCCAUCGACCGGCGCUCCUUCUGUGAAUCCUGCUACAUCGUGAGUGGGGGGGUUAGGGGGUCCUGGCAGGUGGGGGGGUGCAAGGGGGUGCAGCCUAAUGCAGAGUGAUGCAUGCUCUAGUUAUCUGUCCACGGAGGCGCAAGUCAGUUUUGUGUCCAGGGCACCUAUUUACCAGCUCCAUCUGGUACGCAGGAUGAGACCCUCCCUGCCCGCAGACUGUCUCGCCAGAGUGGCGCAUGCUCUGGUUAUCUCCCGCUUGGACUACUGCAAUGUGCUCUACGUGGGGCUACCUUUGAAGGUGACCCGGAAACUACAACUAAUCCAGAAUGCGGCAGCUAGACUGGUGACUGGGAGCGGCCACCGGGACCAUAUAACACUGGUCUUGAAAGACCUACAUUGGCUCCCAGUACGUUUCCGAGCACAAUUCAAAGUGUUGGUGCUGACCUUGAAAGCCCUAAACGGCCUCAAAGGCCCAGUAGACCCUGAAGGAGCGUCUCCACCCCCAUCGUUCAGCCCGGACACUGAGGUCCAGCUCUGAGGGCCUUCUGGCGGUUCCCUCCCUGCGAGAAGCCAAGUUACAGGGAACCAGGCACAGGGCCUUCUCGGUGGUGGCGCCCGCCCUGUGGAACACCCUCCCACCAGAUGUCCAGGAAAUAAACAGCUAUCUGACUUUUAGAAGACAUCUGAAGGCAGCCCUGUUUAGGGAAGCUUUUAAUGUUUAACAGACCGCUAUAUUUUAAUACUUUGUUGGAGUGGCUGGGGCUAUACCCCAGAUGGGCAGGGUAUAAAUAAUAAAUUAUUAUUGUUGUUGUUAUUAUUAUUGUUAUUAUUCUGCACAUUCUGUAGGUUGAAACCCUCUUUCCCUCCUCUCGCCAGGUAACCCUGGAAAAAUGUUCUAUGUGCUCCAAACCCAUCAUGGACCGGAUCCUGCGAGCGAUGGGGAAAGCCUACCACCCACAGUGCUUCACCUGUGUGGUUUGCCAUCGCUGCCUUGAUGGCGUCCCGUUCACGGUUGAUGCCACCAGCCAAAUUCACUGCAUCGAAGACUUCCACCGGUAAAUCUCUCCCCCCCCCCCCAUUUUUGCUAAAUGGAACUUUCUUGGAUGGGGAGGGGGGUUCGUGGGCACCUGUGGCGCUCUCCUCCCAGCAUGCUUUAGGGUUCGGAGCAGAUGGUAACUCUGAUUCGCCCACAAUUCUCCCUAAAGUCCAAAGUUUUACAUCCAUUUGAAAUACAGCUUUUAAAACCUACAAAUUGCCCUAUCUUCCAGGAGUUUGUCUCAUCCUCCUUUAACCCCAUCCACGUUGUGGGCAUCUCCUGUGGCAGGGAGUUCCGCAGGUUUGACGACGUGCGGAUAUUCUCCCUCCUCUAGCAGAUCUGAGCUAAAAGCGGGAGAAAAUUCGCUUCUAAAUGCCUUAAUCCUUGUCUCCACCCCCCGGCAGGAAGUUUGCCCCCCGGUGCUCAGUUUGUGGUAAUGCCAUCAUGCCAGAGCCUGGAAAGGAGGAGACCGUGCGAAUCGUCGCCCUGGACCGCAGUUUUCACAUAGGCUGCUACAAAUGCGAGGUGAGACCACUUUGGCCGUGCUCCCGGUCUCUUUGCCAGUCCUCUUCUGAGGCCAUCCAGGUUAGUGGCCAUCCCUGUCUCUUGUGGGAGGGUGUUCCGCAGGUUAACAUUAUGCUCUGUUGGAGAGGAGGAGGAGGAGGACCUCUGGUUGGGGGACACCUGUGUUCCUUCUUGGGUAGUUUGUUCCCUUUUGGUCCCCACCUGCACUCCACACUCACCUGGGGCUUCUAGAAGCUUCAGCGUGCGAUGGCGGCCACAAUACUGGGAAACGGCUUUGACUGGCCGGCUAAACCAGGUGAGAGGAGCUGAUGGGUCUCAAACCCAUGCUUUCCUUUGGGCCACACCUGCGAGGCCGAGAGGGGGGUCUGGUCAUCUGGGCAGCCCAGGACCCCCAGACACACUUGCGCCUGCAAGGUUUAACUUUCCCCCUGGAGGCGCACUCCGUUGUCUCUCGAGACGGACGGAUACCAGCCACCAAUUCUCUUCUCUCUCCCCUGCCAGGAGUGUGGGCUGCUCCUCUCCUCCGAGGGCGAAGGCCGAGGCUGCUACCCGCUGGACGGCCACAUCCUUUGCAAGAGCUGCAGCACUCGGCGGAUCCAGGAGCUCUCCUCCAAGAUCACCACGGACUGCUGAUGGCUUCUGCCUCCCCCCCAUCUCCUUGUUGGUUUUCUCUAUUGGUUUCCGCCUCCUCAACCGCUCACAUUUUGCACCGCACUUCCUGCUGCCUUUAUCAUGGAGUUGCAGGCGGUUGCGAUAGACAACCCGUUGGGGCCUUUCCAACCCUUCUGUUCUAGGAAUUUCUUGACGUUCAUUUCAGCCCUCUUUUCCUUUGGCCAUAGAAACCCUGCUGUGUGUCUCGGGGGCAGCAGCAGUGCAUCUCAAGACCCUAACUCUCCCUAACUUUUUCUCCCUGCUGCCCCACUUUCCUGUCCUGCCCUGGCUGCCUCCCUCCCUCCUUCCCCCCCUACCCCCACCCCAAUUCUCCUCUGCGGGUUGGCGGCUUCGAACAUCAACCCUGCAUUUCUCAAAGCGGAAGCGGAUUGUGUCUGUCUUCGCUAUGUAUAUAACUGUCUUCGCUCUGCAUAUCUCUGUCUUCUCUCUGCACGCCUCUGUCUUCUCUCCACCACCAGCCCCACCAUUUCCCUGCCUUGAGGGCUCCCCCAAACCUAUAAGCUGGUCUUAGCUAUGUGCCAUCUCCCCUCUCCCCCCCCCCCCGGUCAGUUACAGCAGCCUUAACCAAGCAGGUGCCGUCCAAAUGCUUUGGCCUACAACUCCCAUCAGCCUCCAGUCAGCUGUGCUGGCUGGGGGUUGGUUGGAUUGGAAUCCAGAACACUGGAGGGCAGCAGCAGCAGCUUAGAAAAAGGGUGAAUUUUACUAAAAUACCCUUCCUCGCUCCUCCACCAUUGCCACUAACUGAGGGAAAUGGGAUAUCAACAUCUGGGUCUAUAUCCCUAGCUCUUGGUUUUAUUUGUUUUAUUUUUUUUAAUAAUUCCUCAAGUUCCUUCUCCGUGUGUGAGUGUUUUUUUAAAGGAUGGGUAUUUUUAAAAAAUACAUUAAACUCCCCACCCCACAAGCGUCUUCCCCCAGGGCGUGGGGCAUUGUGUUCAUGUGCGUUAUGUGUCAGAAUUUAAUUAAAGAUCUGUCAAACUUCA